This is a messenger RNA of Melanotaenia boesemani (Boeseman's rainbowfish), 1342 nucleotides long. It is a transcript of the gene trappc3, whose product is annotated as trafficking protein particle complex subunit 3. The coding region runs from base 133 to 675 and encodes 180 amino acids. The record is from RefSeq and is a predicted model, not a curated record. Gene Ontology annotation, biological process: intra-Golgi vesicle-mediated transport; endoplasmic reticulum to Golgi vesicle-mediated transport. Lineage: Eukaryota; Metazoa; Chordata; Actinopteri; Atheriniformes; Melanotaeniidae. The transcript is spliced from 5 exons. Gene Ontology annotation, cellular component: TRAPP complex; cytosol; cis-Golgi network membrane.
UUUAACGAAAUUUACACAAUUUCAAGCGUGUGACUGAGCCAGCGAUUACGGAAAUAAGUGCUCUUCCAGAAUCAAAUAAAUAAAGGAUUAAUCUCAGAUCACCAGCCGUGUAAUCCUAUAACUCUGUCCACAAUGUCCAGGCAAUCCAACCGAACAACAGACAGCAAGAAGAUGAAUUCUGAGCUGUUCACAUUGACGUAUGGGGCCCUGGUCACCCAGCUUUGUAAAGACUAUGAAAAUGAUGAGGAAGUCAAUAAACAGUUGGAUAAAAUGGGUUAUAACAUUGGAGUCCGUCUGAUUGAGGACUUCUUGGCACGUUCCAACAUCGGCAGGUGUCAGGAUUUCCGAGAAACGGCUGAUGUCAUUGCUAAGGUGGCAUUUAAGAUGUACCUGGGAAUCACCCCCAGCGUGACCAACUGGAGUCCAGCAGGAGACGAAUUUUCCCUCAUCCUAGAGAAUAACCCACUGGUUGACUUUGUGGAGCUGCCAGAUAAUCACAGUACGCUCAUCUACUCCAACCUGCUAUGUGGAGUCCUCAGAGGAUCCUUGGAGAUGGUCCAGAUGGCGGUGGAUGUGAAAUUUGUUCAAGACACUCUCAGAGGGGACAACGUCACAGAAAUUCGCAUGAAGUUCAUCAAAAGGAUCGAAGAAAACCUUCCGGCAGGAGAUGAAUGAUGGAGACAAAAAGAUGUUUUUCCCUCAGUUGUCUUUGGAGGAAAGACUAACUUGCACGAGGAACAUUUUUACACUCUAAAGAAAUGAUGAAGAACGUUACUCUUACCUUAAACUGAGGCUAAAUCUUAACCAUAUAGAGGAUAUUUACAUUCCUUGCAGCUUGACAUGUUUGUGAGUUGGGUUUAACACACACCCACACACACAUAAAAUGCUUGAUUUUCUCACUGGAAAGGUCUGAAAUUAAUCUGGUUAACUCCUGUGACUGCUGCUCAAAUUUACAGAGAAAAGAAACUUAUUGUGGUAUCAGGACAGGGCACAGCUGUCUCAGCCAACUACUGACCUGUGCAUCUGUUUGAGGUGAAGGUUUUUGUAGGUUUGUGCCUAAAUGACACACCACUACACUUUCCUCUCACUAAUCCACAUUUAAAAAGAUGUCUGUCCUUCACCUUUCCAGACAGAUAUGUUUUCAUCUGCCUGUAUAUAAAUAUAUACAUAUAUAUAUGUACCUUUUUGACACAAGGCAGGGAUGUUUUGUGCUGAAUUGUUUGUUUGGUUCUGUUUUUUUUUUUGUUUUUUUUUUUUUUAUGAAAUCUAAUUCUGUGUUGCUGCCAAUUGUCUGGCAUGUUAAUUUAUGUUGAUUGUCUCAAGUAAAAUUGAUUUGAAGUGA